UGCACUUCGCCACCGCCAUUUUUGUUGUUGUGGUGUACUGGGAGCCCUACCUUCACAGAUCUGGAAAAAUCAGCGUUUUAUUUUAAGUGUUUAUCUUCUUUUUCUGUCUUUUGUGUCUUUAGAGUUCUUAUAAGUAAACUUGAAACACAAAGAAAGCAACAUGGCGCAGUACAAAGGAGCUGCCAGCGAGGCCGGGAGAGCCAUGCAGCUGAUGAAAAAACGAGAGAAAGAAAGAGAGCAGUUGGAACAACUGAAGCAGAAGAUUGCAGAGGACAACAUGGUCAAGUCCAACAUUGAUAAGAAAUUCUCAGCUCACUAUGAUGCGGUGGAGGCAGAGCUGAAGUCCAGCACAGUUGGUCUGGUGACACUGAAUGAUAUGAAGGCCAAGCAGGAGGCGCUGGUGAAGGAGAGAGAGAAGCAGCUGGCCAAGAAGGAGCAGUCCAAGGAACUACAGCUCAAGCUUGAGAAGCAGAAAGAGAAGAAGAGAAAGGAAGAACAGAAGAGGAAAAUAGCCAGUUUAUCGUUUAAUCCCGAAGAUGAAGAAGAUGAAGAGGAAGAUGAAGAAGAAGAGCAGGAUUAUUCUCCAGUAAGGAAGAAGAAACUGGGGAAAAAUCCAGAUGUGGACACAAGUUUCCUUCCUGAUCGAGACAGAGAGGAGGAGGAGAAUCGUCUCAGAGAGGAACUCAGGCAGGAGUGGGAGCUCAAACAGGAGAAGAUUAAGAGUGAGGAGAUAGAAAUCACAUUCAGCUACUGGGAUGGAUCUGGACAUCGUAAGACGGUCAAGAUGAAGAAGGGCAAUACCAUCCAGAACUUCCUGCAGAGGGCCCUGGAAGUCCUGAGGAAGGACUUUAGUGAGCUAAGGUCUGCUGGAGUAGAACAGCUGAUGUACAUCAAAGAGGAUCUGAUAAUCCCACAUCACCACAGUUUUUAUGACUUCAUUGUGACCAAAGCCAGAGGCAAAUCUGGUCCUCUUUUCAGCUUUGACGUCCACGAUGAUAUUCGACUGGUGAAUGACGCCACAGUAGAGAAAGACGAGUCUCAUGCAGGUAAAGUGGUGCUAAGGAGCUGGUAUGAAAAGAACAAGCACAUCUUUCCUGCUAGUCGCUGGGAGCCAUACGACCCUGAGAAGAAAUGGGACAAAUAUACGAUCCGGUGAAGCAGCUGUCUUCUUCUGUCUCUGGAAUCCUUAAUGCAAAUGUUUCCUUUUCCAUCCUGUUUUACUUUUGUUACAACACAUUUUAUCGGUGCAUUAUCACAAUUUAAUAAACUAUUGAUUCAUGAUUUA
Molecule: messenger RNA, 1285 nt
Organism: Thunnus maccoyii (southern bluefin tuna)
Lineage: Eukaryota; Metazoa; Chordata; Actinopteri; Scombriformes; Scombridae
Gene: fam50a
Product: family with sequence similarity 50 member A
Exons: 13
Coding region: 161-1156 (331 amino acids)
Biological process (GO): chromatin organization
Cellular component (GO): nucleus
Source: RefSeq, a predicted model, not a curated record